Phialemonium atrogriseum is the source of this 1626-nucleotide messenger RNA. Its product is annotated as major facilitator superfamily domain-containing protein. Gene Ontology annotation, biological process: transmembrane transport. The coding region runs from base 1 to 1626 and encodes 541 amino acids. Gene Ontology annotation, molecular function: transmembrane transporter activity. The transcript has 4 exons. Gene Ontology annotation, cellular component: plasma membrane. The record is from RefSeq and is a predicted model, not a curated record. NCBI's taxonomy places the organism in Eukaryota, Fungi, Ascomycota, Sordariomycetes, Cephalothecales, Cephalothecaceae.
AUGCCUCUCGGGAUUCUCGAAGACUAUAAGUUGGAGCACGUGCCGGGCACGUCGCCCCUUAAUGCGCUCAACAGCCUCGAUCUCGACCUCGAUGGGGUUGACGCGAGCACCCUGAAACACGACAAGAGCGGGAAGAUCAUCCUCGUCCCCCAGCCAUCCGACUCGCCAAACGACCCGUACAACUGGCCGAGAUGGAAGAAGGAGAUGUUCACCCUGGCCAUCGCAUACGGCUGUGGCUGUGUUGGAGCUGUCGGACCCCUCUUGACAUCGGCCAUUGUUCCCCUGGCUGAGAGCUUCGACAUCCCCCUGCAGACCUUCACCCUCGGCUUACAAGGAUCCUGCAUUGCCGCCAUUGCGCUAUCCAGUCUACUCUGCAACACCCUCGCCGUCAAGAUCGGCAGGCGUCCCAUCUAUAUCGCCACGUCCAUCGGUCUCAUGGUCACCUGCUUCUGGGCUGCCGAGGCGAAGAGCUUCGGGUCGUUGGCCGCUGCCCGCGCCAUCCAAGGAUUCUGCAUGGCCCCAAUGGAGGCCCUGAUCCCGGCUUCUAUUGCCGACAUCUGGUUUGUCCACGAGAGAGGCUACCGCACUGCCAUCUUCAACCUCGGAGUCCUCGGUGGCAUCAACUUGGCUUCCCCGAUAGCUGGCUCCAUCAUCCAAUACGGCUCCUACAAGAUCUGCCUGCAUGCCAUGGGCGGCGCCUUUGCCCUACAGGUAAUCAUGACUGUCCUCUUCAUGCCCGAGUCCGCGUACAGCCGAGUCGGCGUGAUCAACAUCGACACCGGCGAGGAUGGCAAGGCCGUCAUCAAGGAGAAGAUCCACGACUCCACCACCGAGCAUCACGAACCCCCCGCCGCGGUGGGCAGCGACGAGAAGCCGCACUCGUUCCUGCGGGAGAUGCUCCCGUACAGCGGGUACUACGACCCGGCCUCGUUCUGGAAGACCCUGCUGCGGCCCUUCAUGAUGCUCCUCUCGCCCAUGAUCCUGUGGGCAACGAUGCAGUACACCAUCCUCGUCUCGUGGCUCGUCCUCAUCUCCAUCACCCUGUCGCAGAUCUUCUCCGCCCCGCCAUACAACUUCUCCAUCGCCGCCGUGGGGGCGUCCAAUCUCUCCUCGUUCGUUGCUUCGGCCAUCGGCACGGCUGUUGCGGGACCCCUGAUCGACGGCGUCGUCAAGAUCAUGUCUAGGAGGAACAAGGGCACAUUCGAACCCGAGUUCCGCCUACCCGUCCUAGUCACGGCGCUCCUCUUCACGGCCACGGGCUUCUUCGCGUGGGGCGAGGCCCUCUACAGGGAAAAGCCCUGGCCGGUGCCCGUGAUCGUGUGCCUCGGCCUCGUCAACCUGGGCGUCCAGCUCGGCACCACGGGGGCCCUGACCUACAUCGUCGACUGCCACCGGCAGCAGGCGGCCGAGGCGUUCGCGGCCAUGAACUUUGCAAAGAACGCCUUCGCCUUCGGCCUCACCUUCUACGCGAACGACUGGAUCGCCGUCCAGGGUGUCCGGAACUGCUUCUUCGUCCUGGGCGGCAUCACGGCUGGGACGGUGCUGCUGACGGUGCCCAUGUAUAUCUUUGGGAAGAGGGCGAGGAGCUUCACUGUUAGGCAUAAGCUUAUUAAUAGGUUCGAUUAG